AUCUUGUCAAGGCAAUGAGAUUUGUCGGUCACGCGAUGAAAGAAAAUGCCAUAUUACAUAUAUGUAGUAUGGCUUUUUUUAAAUAUAUAAUAAACAAUUAUUAUUAUUAUUAUAAUAAACAGUUUAAAUACAAAUGCAGCCCGAUGGGGGGGCACAAGCCAGUGCAAACUGUAGGCCGGUCCCGAGCCCGGAUAAAUGCAGAGGGUUGCGUCAUCAAGGGCUUCAAACUUUGCCAAACAAAUAUGAGCGUUCAUCCAAAGAAUUCCACGCCGGAUCGGUCGUGGCCCGGGUUAGCGACGUCCGCCACCGGUGGAAAUUCAGCUACUGUGGGUCGAAGUCGAAGAAGAAGAAGAAGAGAUGGAACGCGGGUUCUUUGGCAGAAAGAGAAGAGGAAAGCACAGAGCCUAGAACUGAACGUGGGGACUUUGAAUGUUGGGACUAUGACAGGGAAAUCUCGGUGGACAUGAUGAUUAGGAUGAAAAGGUUGAUGUAUUGUGUGUCCAGGAGAGCAGGUGGAAAGGCAGUAAGGCGAGAAGUUUAGGGCCAGGGUUUCAAUUAUUGGACCACGGUGUAGAAAUGGAGUCGGGCUUGUUUUAAAAGAAGCGUUGGCUAAGAAUGUCUUGAAGGUGACAGGGAUUUGUUACGUCCACCGGAGACCCAGUGGCCCACGCAGAGCUGAUUCGACGACUGAGCGAGGCUGUCGAUAGGCCAGCGGAGGUGGCUGUGGUCAAGUGAGCACGCUGGUAGCCCGGGGGAAUGGAUCAGUUGAUCGACUUUCCCCCUGCAGUAACGGUUGAUGUAGUGCGCGACCCCCAAGAGGCGGCGCCAGAGGAGGACAAACGUAAGUGGCAAAAGAAAGGUGCCGAGUAUGACGACAAGGAGAAGCUGCGGUUUGGCCCGGCGAGAGGCCCUAGGAGAUCGGUGUUACCGACAGGAAAGUUCAUGCGGUCAGCGGUUGAGGAAGUACACGCCUCGACACAUGAGAGUUAUGUGUCGAUGCUGAACAAGCUGCGCCCUGAUCUUCUGCGUGAGGUAAACGGGUUUUGUGUUUCUUGUGGUAUAGGUCAGAAUUUCAGCGUUGGCCCUACAACGAAGAGGGAACCGCAACACGCCGAGAUGGGCCGAUGCCCGAAUGAUGUGGUGGUAAUGGACUGCACCGACAUGGUAGUCCCAGUCCAAGGAAUAAGAUCCCUCUGUUGCAGACGUCCACGUCGGUGACCCUGCCCUUCCCGACUCACGUGUAAUUGAAAGUACUCCAAAGGAAGUGGUCUGAACCACGGAAAUGGAGCCGCUAACUGGUACCCGGUGAACCAUAAGUUCGGCGCGGACCACCAGGUGGAUUUGUGCUUCAGUUGGGUGCAGCUGAUUAUCCACUCCAAAUCGGGAUACUGGGAACCGAUGAAGGGUAGGAAUCUGCAGUGGAAGGACAGGAUCAAACUGGGAAAAGGUGCUGCACACUCUCUCCACCGCAGCACCAUUGAUGUUCAGGGGAGCAUGCUGGGAGUGCCCACAACAAUUUCCUUGUUUUUUUUCCACAUCUGAGGAGAGAUCGAUGUACGUCGCACCACCCGGCCAGGCGGAUCACCUCACUCCUGUAGUCUGUCUCGUCCCCGUUGCUGAUGAGACCCGCCACAGUUGUGUCGUCUGCAAACUUGACGAAGAGGUUGGAGCUGUAUGUCGGUGUGCAGUCAUAGGGCAGCAGGGCGAAGAGGAGGGGACUCAACACACAACCUUGACGGGUCCCCAUGUUCAGAGUGAUGGUGCUGGAUGUGUUGCUGCCGACCCGUACUUCCUGCGGUCUCCCUGUCAGAAAGUCCAGCAACCAGUUGCACGUCGAAGUGUUGAGCCCCAGCCGCUCCAAUAUGUAGAUCGGUAGUUGAGGAAUGGUGGUAUUGAACGCUGAGCUGAAGUCUGACAUAUGAGUCGUUAAAAGUCCAGGCGUGUGAGGGCAGACGGAGGGCGGCGGAGACGGCGUCAUCGGCCGACCGGUUGGACCGUUAUGCAAACCGGAAGGGGUCCAAGGAGGGGGAGUGGGAUGUCUCGAUGUGGUGCAUGACGAGCCGCUCGAAAGACUUCAUCAGGAUGGGAGUGAGCGUUACCAGACGAAUACAGGACUUCAAGGUAGCUUUGACAGAAGAAAACAUAAACUUGAAAACACUAAGAGAGCUGUGCUUCAAUGGAAUUCCAUUUGAAGGAGGCAUACGGGCACUUUGCUGGAAGAUUCUUCUGAAUUACCUUCCUCUUGAUCAGACACGAUGGGAUUCCUUCCUCACAAAGGAAAGGGAGGUGUAUUCCCACUUUCUGAAAGAAAUGAUCAUCCAACCUGGCAUUGCCAAAGCCAACUUGGGCCUAUCCAGAGAAGACGUUACUAUGGAAGACCACCCUCUGAAUCCAAAUCCAGAGAGCAGGUGGAACACAUACUUCAAAGAUAAUGAAAUUCUACUUCAGAUUGAUAAGGAUGUAAGGAGGCUGUAUCCAGACAUGGCCUUUUUUCAGCGUCCUACGGAUUACCCUUGCCAACUUAUCUUGGACCCUCAGAAUGAUUAUGAGACAUUGCGUCGGAGAGUGGAACAAACCACCUUGAAAGCACAAACUGUGAAUCGUAACCGCAGUGGAGUAACCAAUGUCAGCUCCCCUGGAAGGUCUUUGAACCUGUAUCCGUCGAAUGAAUACGAGGUGUUGCCCAAUGGUAGUGAAGCACAUUGGGAAGUGGUGGAGCGCAUCCUCUUCAUCUAUGCCAAACUCAAUCCUGGGAUUGCUUAUGUUCAGGGCAUGAAUGAAAUUGUUGGUCCAAUUUACUAUACCUUUGCCACAGACCCCAACAGCCAAUGGAAAGAGCAUGCAGAAGCAGAUACAUUCUUCUGUUUUACCAACCUAAUGUCAGAAAACAGAGAUAAUUUCAUCAAGAGCCUGGAUGAUUCCCAGUGUGGCAUUACAUACAAGAUGGAGAGUGUGUACUCUAUGCUCAAAGAAAAAGACCUGGAGCUCUAUCUCAAGCUGCUAGAACAGAAUAUCAAGCCUCAGUACUUCACCUUCCGGUGGCUGACCCUGUUGUUAUCACAGGAGUUCCUCCUGCCAGAUGUCAUCCGCAUUUGGGAUAGUCUGUUUUCCGACCAGGACCGCUUCCACUUCCUCAUCCUGGUCUGCUGUGCCAUGCUCAUACUGAUCCGGGCUAACCUCCUGGCAGGAGACUUCACAGCGAAUAUGAGAUUAUUACAGGAUUACCCCAUCUCAGAUGUCCACACCAUUCUGACUAAGGCCAAAGAGCUGCAAGACAACUCCUAACCCUAUUCUCUCUCCUUCCAUUUGCUGCCUCCUCUCAGAUGCGGUGAGUGGAAGCCGAAACAACAACAAAGCAUUAUCAAUUGUGUUUAAGGACCUGAACACGUGUUGUGUGUGUGGGGGGGGGGGGCAUCAUAUUGCCUUUUAACUGGAUGACUGAUAUUGUGAUCAGAGUGGACUGCUAAGAGAACUUGUGGUGAGGAGGAAAUGGAUCUCAUUGCAUUAUGGGGAACAAGGUCCCUGGGGUCAUCCUCCAUUCUCAGCCAUCUCUCCUAUGGAGACUCGUUGUUCUGACUGAGUUUGCAUCUGCAGGAGGCAUGUUACGUGAAUGAAAACAUUCCACAGAUGCUCAACAAGGGCGACAAGAUUUUAAUGAAACACUGCAAUACCAUUUGGAAGCAUAUUAAAUUAGUUUGAGCAGUAGUGCAUGUUUUCCUUUCCUAUGUUUUUGGCCUUUGUGCUAUUUUAAAAACCUGAUGAAUCCUGUGUCGAAUUUGACAAGUGUCGGUAUUUGAAGGGUAAUUAUGAAGUGAUGAGACUCGCAUCGUGUUUUGGAAAAUCGUUAUUACUUAAGCAUUGUGCCUUUAGCCUUGUGAUGAAUUGAAACAUUUUGUACUGUAUCACCCUGACAGAAUUAAAUAUUACUGAAUUGCAAAAAAACUUCCAAGGAUCAUUUGCACUACCAAAUGUUAUGCUAUAAAUGAAGUAACUAGUAUUUGCCAACAUUUGUAUGUCUCAAAGUUUUGAAAGAAUAUUAAUUGAUGAUUCCAGGUUCAUAUUACAAGUGAAACAUUUGUGUGACACGUCCACUGUUUUACGCAUUUGAUAUGAUUUACUGUACAUUAUGGACAGUAUGUGACGGCGGGCUUGUACAUGUUUUUUUCCUCUGCGUGGGGAGAGCUCAAAGGAGCUACCUUGGGAUAGCUGUCCUCAUCCAUCUUAUUUUCCUUUGCAGAUUCUGUGCCUUUUGUGCGAUCACUCAGUCCCCACAAUUGGGGACAUUUGUUUGUGUUGUGAUGUCACCUUUUUUUUUUUUUUUUUUUUUUUUUCUUUCUCUCUUUCUUUUAAACAUUGUAAGGUUAUCACUGUAUGACGAACCCACAUUUUAUUUUAUUUUUUUUCCCACAAAUGCUUCCUCCCAGUUCCUCGACAGAGGAAAACACUGCAAUGCAAGCCCUGAGUCGGUUUGGAAUGUGAAUGUGAAUAUACAGAAUGUAUCUCGAAAACCUUAGUCUACCACAUAUCAUCCACUCAAAAACACGUGAACAAGGUUAAUCUGUAAGUAAACUAAAGUGACAAUCUGUGCCGCCAGUGACAUAAUCUUGAUGCUGUUUAUUGGAAUGUAACGUGCACAUACACAGUCAACGGGAUUCUUUGUAGAUGAAUUACUUGCGAGAUUGGCUAAAUGUACAAGUGUUUUGGUCGGUCUCUAUCAUGUCUAUAAUGCAAACUCAAUUUUCAGUGUGCGUUAUACGUAUGCAGAGUAUGUUGUUGCGGCUUUCGGCUUGUCCCAUCAGCGGUCACCGCAGCACGAUUUGUUUGGCACAGUUUGGACAUCGGGGGACCUUCCCGACGCAACCCACCCGUUUUUUUAAUCCGGGUUUUGGACCAGUAGUGGCUGGCUAUCGAGGCACCUGCCAAGAUUUGAACCGUCGCCGUCUGCGCAAAAUGCAGUAGCAUGUACCACCACCAUACUUCCAGUGCUGUAUAUAGAAUAUACAAUUAAAAAAAAAAAAAUAAACAAAUGUCAAUGUGGCGUAUCUCAUGAUUCGUCCCUACUUGGUAUACUGGUCUCGCUCAACUGUCUUCGGCAUGAACACGUUUUUUUCUUAUCAAAAAGCUACUUAAGGAAUGUAUAUUCACUGGGGAAAGGGUGGAAAAGAGAAGGUAAACUGGGCUAUCUGUUGUCAAUGUAAAACCAUUGUCCCAAAAAACUUUGGGGGACAAUGGUGUCUGAUCAGUACUUGUAUGACUUUAAAAGAAAAACAGCAAGGAAGUAACAUUUUACUUAGAGUAAUUGUAAAAGCCUCCAGCUUUGCAAAACCUUUUAAUUGCAACGAGACACGCACGUCUUGACUCAUGUUAAAAUAUUACAAAGGCACCUUUUGUAUCACCAAAAGAACCCGAUAUUCCAGAUCUGUGCGACGUAAACCAUCGUGAAGCAUCUUAAAAUUCAAGUUGGCGUUGUGGCGGAAGGGAUACAAUGUACUUGUAAAACCUGUCAGGUUGCAUCUUCCAAACUUUAUAUUCAUGAUUUUGUAACGACUCCAGUGUUAAUAAUUAUGCAUAUGUUUUUGUUUUCAAAUGUGCAUU
Molecule: messenger RNA, 5595 nt
Organism: Phycodurus eques (leafy seadragon)
Lineage: Eukaryota; Metazoa; Chordata; Actinopteri; Syngnathiformes; Syngnathidae
Gene: tbc1d13
Product: TBC1 domain family, member 13
Exons: 14
Coding region: 2044-3285 (413 amino acids)
Biological process (GO): intracellular protein transport; activation of GTPase activity
Molecular function (GO): GTPase activator activity
Source: RefSeq, a predicted model, not a curated record